This is a messenger RNA of Drosophila albomicans, 1037 nucleotides long. RefSeq lists its product as uncharacterized. The coding region runs from base 271 to 867 and encodes 198 amino acids. Lineage: Eukaryota; Metazoa; Arthropoda; Insecta; Diptera; Drosophilidae. The record is from RefSeq and is a predicted model, not a curated record. The transcript is spliced from 2 exons.
AGUUCAGAACUGGUUGUACAGCUGUGCACACAAAAAAUAAAAAUUUCUCGGAAAAAAUUGGAAACGAACAAAAUUAAAAUUUUCUCAUUUUCGGUUUGCAGUUUUCGGCUUUUCCCAACAUUUUGCACGGUUUUUCGGUAUCUAAUUGAAAGUGUUGCAUUUAAACCUCUAAACCAAGCGCUGAACGUAAUGCAAAGAAAGUGCGGCUUAAAUUAGGUAGCUUAAAUUAUCCGAUUAUUUUCGUUGGACUAAGCGCAGAACAGCAGGAAGAUGGGCAAGAAAGGCGGACGGAAGAGCAAAAAGGGCAAGAAGAAGGCAACGAUUGUUGCCCCCGUGAUGGCACAACAAGAGUGCCCUCCAUGCCCGGAGCCACCGAAGCUGAUCCAGCCGCUCGAUCCGUGCCCGGAGACAACGGGACCUCACGAUGUGGUGCGAGCUCAGCCGAAUCAUUACCCGGCACUGUUGCGCAUACCGGAAACGAUGGCGGUGGUUGGGUCCGAGAAUGGAUGCUACGAUAGCAUCUGUAAGCUGCUGCGUGCCGGAUUUCGCUGUGCGGAGCGCGUCUUUGUGAUGGCACCGUGGGGCAACUAUGUGGUCUUUCGCUUUCACAAUAACAAUGACUUCAUCUAUUUCCUAUACGAUGGCUGCACCUGCGAUGUGAAUCGCUUCCGUUAUCUGGACCUCAGCUGCGGCACCGCCGGUUUCCUCUUCUUCAGCAACAUGCACGACGUCAUCAGCUACAUCAUUCAGUCGCGCAAGACGCGACUCUAUCUCGAGAAUCUCAACAAGAUUGCCAUCGAUCAGAUCGUCGAGGAGUACGGCGCUGUCACCUACACCCAGAAGGCCAAGUGCAUGCGAUUCGCCUAGUUGCCGCUGCUGUUGCACAUUUAAAUCAAUUCAAUUCUAUUGAGAAGAAGUCGGAGGAUGCAAGCAAAACCGGUUUGAGCCAAAACUUCUCGCUUCUUUACCAAACUGAACUUUCCAAAUGCGCUUUUGAUAUGCUAAAUUAAUAAACAGUUUAACCUCAUGGAACCCAA